Molecule: messenger RNA, 1313 nt
Organism: Ziziphus jujuba (common jujube)
Lineage: Eukaryota; Viridiplantae; Streptophyta; Magnoliopsida; Rosales; Rhamnaceae
Product: transcription factor MYB3
Exons: 3
Coding region: 169-753 (194 amino acids)
Source: RefSeq, a predicted model, not a curated record
CACCAACACGCAACACCAUUUUCCUUUUUACUUGGGAAGUUCUAAGCUGUUUGGAAAGUGGGAUUCCGUUUUCCGAGAAAAAAUAAAAAUAAAAAACUUUUGUAUGCUUAAUUUUUGCUGAAUAUCUCUCUUAGAGAUCGUUUUAGAGUUCUGAUAAAAUAUUACUCAAUGAGAAAGCCUUGCUGUGAAAAGAAAGACACAAACAAAGGGGCUUGGUCUAGGCAAGAAGAUCAGAAACUCAUUGAUUAUAUUCAAAAACAUGGUGAAGGUUGCUGGAGUUCUCUUCCUCAGGCUGCAGGGUUGCGCCGAUGUGGUAAAAGUUGUCGACUAAGAUGGAUAAACUAUCUCAGACCAGACCUUAAACGUGGAAACUUUGGUGAAGAUGAAGAGGACCUGAUCAUCAAGCUUCAUGCACUUCUUGGAAAUAGGUGGUCGCUCAUAGCGGGUAGAUUACCGGGAAGGACGGACAACGAGGUGAAGAAUUACUGGAAUUCUCAUAUUAGGAAGAAGCUAAUACAGAGGGGUCUUGAUCCUAAUAAACCACAUCGAUUGAGAAACACUUCGAUUGGUGCUAGAAAAUCAUCUGAAUCACCAAACGAUCAGGCACCAAAACCUGUGAAUUUCCAUGGCUACAAAAAUCUCAAGGUUAAUAAUGAUACCGCAACAAGUUCAGAUAGCAACAAAACCAGUACUACUUUGCCUGACAUAAACCUAGACCUCACUCUUUGUACUCCUGCAAUAGCUCUUGCUUGAGAAAGAAGGCAAACCAAAUACUAACUAGUAGUUAAGGUCAAGUUCCUCCAUCUAUCUCCUACUCUUUUUCUCUCAGGAUAUAAUGGGUGCUUGGAUGUAUUUUUAUAUAUUAUAUUAUUAUGACACACGUACGGAUUGUCUUUCCCAGCUCGAAGCUGCUAAAUUUAAUAGGUCUAGUCCUAAUUUGUAGCCUACCAUAAGGUAAGCAAUACAUAUAUAUAUAUAUAUAUUAGUAUAUAGAUACUUUGCAUGAAGACGAUCAUAUAGCUAAGAUGAUGCUUGGUACAUAUAGGAGUGCCAGAAAUGUAAAAUAUAUAUAUAUAUAUAUAUAUCAUCGGUAUGGGUUUUCACUUAAAAUCUUAUGGCUUAAGCUAGAUGGGAAAAGUUGAAAAUCUUUAUGUAUGCUUAUGUUAUCAUUGAGGGUAAGAUGUUAGAUGAGUUACUGGGAAAGCAUGUGAAUCAUGUGUUUAGAUUUGUAGUAGCUGUGAGUAAUGUAAUAAUCAAAAUUAAGGACAGGUUAAUAUAUUAAAGGCUAUGAAGCCUAUUCAUAUAUUUACUCA